UAAACAUUAUAUACAUAUACCUUUCUAGUCUCUACUUGUUCAUCUAUAUAUAUUUGAUCAUUAUCAGAAAAAUGGCUAGGAUUGAGGAGCAACAAAUAUUCCAAGACUUGGGACAUAUUUCAGGCAACAAAGGCCAAAGUACUAGACAGUUUCAAUGGGUUUUUGGUGAAGUUAAAAACGAUAUUACUAAUGAGUAUCAGUCAGAUUUUGUUGAAGAAUGCUCAAGCGAUCUAUGCAAAUCUUUAGGGUCGUCUUCCUCUGAGGAAGUAGACGAUGCAAUUUCAUCUUCUUUAGGAUGGUCGUCUCAUAAUAGUCCAUUGUACGAGUUAUCUGAACUCAUGGCACAAUUGCCUAUCAAGAGAGGUUUGUCAAAGUACUAUCAAGGAAAAUCUGAGUCAUUUGGAUCACUUUCAAAUUUGACAAACAUUAAAGAUCUAGCCAAGAAGGGAAAUCAUAGAUCAAGAAGGUCAACAAAAUUACUUGGUCAAAGUCAAACAUUAAGUGCCAAGCGCACAAUUGUGAAAAACAAGAAGAGUUGUUUAUCUUCUAUUGCUAGAACUUCUUUAUUUUCUUCACUUGGAGAAAUGGGUGCUUUACUUGACACAAUUUCUGUACAAACUCAUAAUUUCUAAUCAACUGAUCUUUUUCCUCGUUA
Messenger RNA from Erigeron canadensis, 655 nucleotides. RefSeq lists its product as uncharacterized. NCBI's taxonomy places the organism in Eukaryota, Viridiplantae, Streptophyta, Magnoliopsida, Asterales, Asteraceae. The coding region runs from base 72 to 632 and encodes 186 amino acids. The transcript has 2 exons. The record is from RefSeq and is a predicted model, not a curated record.